This is a messenger RNA of Stegodyphus dumicola, 1044 nucleotides long. Its product is annotated as splicing factor Cactin-like. NCBI's taxonomy places the organism in Eukaryota, Metazoa, Arthropoda, Arachnida, Araneae, Eresidae. Gene Ontology annotation, cellular component: cytoplasm; spliceosomal complex. The record is from RefSeq and is a predicted model, not a curated record. Gene Ontology annotation, molecular function: protein binding. Gene Ontology annotation, biological process: mRNA cis splicing, via spliceosome.
UGUAUAAUAAAUUUAUAUUCCCUUGCACAGAGAGAAGAGAUAGUAUUAAUGCUGCUGUUAGUCCAGAAAUUAUUUCAAUUUUUAAAGGAAAAACACCGAAACAGUUGCAAGCUAUGUACAGACAAAUUGAGAAAAAAAUCUCCAAAAGUGAAGAUGGAGUUGAUAUAAGUUAUUGGGAAACGUUACUUUCCAGACUGAAUGCUUAUAUGGCCAGAGCUAGACUGCGUGAAAGACAUGAAGAAAACUUACGUCAUAAGUUGUAUAAAUUAAAGAAAGAACAAGGAGUUGAACCACAAGCACCUCUUUUUCCAUGUGUUGCUCAAGUAAAAUCAAUUUCUGAAAAACCAGAAGCAUGUUCAUCCACACAGAAUGAAAAUUCUUGUUCAGUGUCCCCAGUUUCAGAUCAGCAAGCAUCUACUUUUGAUGUAAAAUCUGAGAAAUUGCAAGAAUCUUCAAAUCUCACUCCUAAUGAUUCUUCUUGUGUACUUAGUUCUGAUGAUACAGAAAAAAGUACAAGACAUACAGGGGAGGAUAGUGGAAAAGAGCCUGAGCAUCCUGUUACACAAGUUGAAGAAGUAUAUGAUUCUGGAAGGUAUAGUCCCAUUUUAAUUUCCUUUCAUAAAUUGGAGCCUAGUAUAUUAAUCACUGAUCCUUAUGAUGAUUUCAAGAGAUUAGAGUUCAUGCGAAAGCAUCAUACAAAAUUGGGUGAUCAAUCAAAUGAGGAUAUACUGACAGCUGAGGAGAAGGCAUUUGAUAAGAUAGCCAGGAAAGGAAUGGAUGCUGAUGAAGCCUCAUUCAGUGUGGAAUAUUCUGUGGAUCGGAGUUACUUGUGGGGUGAUAAAUAUCGGCCACGAAAGCCAAGGUACUUCAAUCGUGUACAUACCGGCUUUGAGUGGAAUAAGUAUAAUCAAACUCACUACGAUAUGGAUAACCCUCCACCAAAGAUAGUCCAAGGUUACAAAUUUAACAUCUUUUAUCCUGAUCUGAUCGACAAGUCAAAGACCCCAGAAUAUUCACUAGUGAGUAAAUGUAAUUUAGCUGAUA